AUGGCUAAGCUGUCUUCUGUGGAGUUGUGGACUAUUUCCAAAUGUAAAAGAAUUGUAAGGCCACUUGUGUCAAAAAUCCACACUUUAAAUGAACAAUAUACCAGUUUCCCAUCUAUCUUAGACUUUGAUUUUGAUCAAUAUGAAUCAUUUGUCAAUACAGUUCCUAAUCCAUAUCCGGAAAGAUUACAUCCUAAAACGUCACAAGAUCGAAUUUACUCUUUAAAACCCUUCAUUUCUCCUGAAUUAUUCCAAUCAUAUAAGGAAUUGUUCCAGAUUUUCAAAACCAUUAUCAAUUCGAUCAUCGCACAUUCAGAACAACACUCAUCUUCUGGAUCUGAACGGGCCCCUGCUCUGCUCUCAACUCUAUGUGCUUUCAAGAUUGGUGAGUCUAUUGCUCAGUAUACUAAGACGUCGCACUAUAAACUCAGUAACUCUUUAUUAUUUGAUAAGAACUUGGAAACAGACAAUGAGUUCCUGGACGAUAUUGAUAAAUGGUUGGAGAUGGAACCACUACAUGUGACAACGCCAAAUAGGUCGGACUUGAUCGUAGGAUAUGUUAUCCAUUUGCUAGUAUUCUACCUGGAUUUGCUAUUCUAUACCCUUAUCCCAGUUUUGAUCCACUGGUUGGUGGAAGAGCUGACAAGAGCCCCACAAUUUCGAGCAAUUGCUGGUACAUUUUUCCAUGAAUUUUGGUAUAAGGAGAUAUCAACUAACGACCCAUUCCAAACUCUUUUGCCAUCACAACGCAUCUUCUAUUCGUACAUUCAGUCUGGUUAUUGGAGGGCUUUCAUUGAAGAUUUGGGUUUCAAACUGACUUAUUCCAGCCUGGAAGUAAAUUCAACGUACGAUGCCUUAAUUCUCGAAGGUCUACCCUUAAGUAAAGCCAUGGAUGAUCAUAAAGUACAAUUGCUUAUCUAUAAUAUCAUUCGAAAUUGCCCUCAAAAUAAGAUGGUUAACAAUAUCUUGAUAAACAUUCUUAGUCGUAUCAUUCAUAAAUACCGACAUAGAUUAGAAUAUAGUACUUCCUCACUAGAGAAGGGGAAAAGUAUCGAUGAACUUUAUACAUCUUGCAAGCAUUAUGUCCGAACAUGGUUAGGAUUCUCACCAUCUGGGUGUGUAUUCAACUCCUUCCUUCCUGGAAAUGACGAAAUCUUUACUGGGUUGAUUAAAGUAUCGAAGAAUGCAUUGAAAGUAGCUAACUCAAUUGGAGAUGACACUUCGUCUAAAUUUAGGAAAUCACGAAUCUUGUCAAUGUAUCAGUCUAUCAUUAUACUCCGAAGUUAUUUUCUUGAAGAAGAAUUAAAAGAGCACUUCCAAGAUAUGGAUUUAGAGAUGACUAGUUCCUUCCUUGCUCAAUUACAGUCCAUUGUUCAAAAAAAACGGCCUCGGCAUAAAAAUAGUAACGUUGAGUUCGAUGAGUUUCUAUUCUGGCUCAGCGACACUGGAAAUGGCAAUGAAGUGUACAAGAAAUUGGCUGUAUUCUGCUACAAGAGUUACUAUGGAGAUAGACCUCGGUUUUGGUCACAUUCAGUGGCUUCAAUUUAUAAGGCACUUAUUGAUGCUUUGUCCGAUAGUCGUCCAUUUGUAGUAAAUUUAACCGAUACACAAUCACUGGCUGACGAAUCCCGUUAA
Messenger RNA from [Candida] anglica, 1632 nucleotides. The record is from the annotation of a GenBank genome assembly. NCBI's taxonomy places the organism in Eukaryota, Fungi, Ascomycota, Pichiomycetes, Serinales, Debaryomycetaceae.